Molecule: messenger RNA, 588 nt
Organism: Penicillium crustosum
Lineage: Eukaryota; Fungi; Ascomycota; Eurotiomycetes; Eurotiales; Aspergillaceae
Exons: 2
Coding region: 1-588 (195 amino acids)
Source: RefSeq, a predicted model, not a curated record
AUGAGCUCCAAAGGGACCCGUAGGAUUAGACACCGCCGCGUCGCAGACAAAGACCGGAAGCGCGUUGCUCUCGCUCGGCGCUCAGCCGAAUUGAGUCCUGCCAAUGAAAUGGCGGAUGCAAUAGCCUUCUCGAGAGCUCAAUCACCACCGCUUCAGGGCGAUAUUCGGCCUCCUACCCUAUGUACGAAUAAGGACCAAGAGCCCUCCGUCCUCUCGCAGAGGGUUCUCUAUCUGGAAAAGAUCGUUCAACACAAACUUGGUCCCAUGAAUCUGGAUUUGAACACUCUCCAGUCCUUAUCUGAACAAGUGGAUAAACAAAACGAAUCGAUCAGUCCAGCCAGGAAUGCUACACCGGACCAACAGAUUGUUGCCGUCGAUGAAAAAUGCUGCGCUCAAUCAGUGGAAAAUACCGUCGCCCGUGAGACUUUCCGUACAACCCUUGCAAGCCCUUGUAUGAUCGGUAAGCUAAUCAGUGAUGUAGACUUCUCUGGAGAGUUUUCUCAUUGGAACUUCUCCAUGCAUAUAAAAAAAUGGAUUGAGCAAAACAUCUCCCAGGAUGUGCGUCCCAAAAGUGUCCCCCCGGCAUGA